Schistosoma bovis is the source of this 3572-nucleotide messenger RNA. Lineage: Eukaryota; Metazoa; Platyhelminthes; Trematoda; Strigeidida; Schistosomatidae. The record is from the annotation of a GenBank genome assembly.
AUGUCCAACAAGCGUCCUUCAUUAGUCCCUCAGAAAGGACCUGGUUCUUUUAAAAAACCAAGAGGUAACCACGAUGAUACCCCAGAGCCCUCAAAGUUCGAGCAGGAACUAAUGUUGUUGGAUGACAUCGAGACUGAAGAUAUAGCUUUGGUGGACGAAAGUUCUGCUUUGUCUCAUCUAGACUUUCUAACGAAUUCGCAUUGGCCAAGACGUAGGUUGGAGAAGUUGGAUCCAAAUAAGGACAGUAUUAUUUUCCAGCAGUUUGAUGUGUCACAUUAUAAAGGUGAACAUCUAACUGGUAUGCCUGGUGCUACUCAAGGUCCUGUACCAAUUAUACGUUUGUUCGGUAUAACUGAAAAGGGUCAUAGUGUAUGUGCGCAUGUGCAUGGUUUUCUACCAUAUUUCUAUGUACCAGCACCGAAAGAUUUUUCAACGGAUCAUUUGAAUGCUUUUCGUGAAGCCUUAAAUUCUAUGUUAUUAAAAGAGAAGUCAAAAGAGUUUGAAGGAUUGCAACACCUCGUGCUUAGAGUUACAUGUGAAGAGAAACGAAAUGUAUAUGGUUUUCAUGGAAAUCGUAGUCUACCAUUUCUUCGUAUUACUUUGGCAUUGCCACGUUUAAUUGCACCAGCUAAACGUAUAUUAGACAAUGGUUUAUCAUUUGCUGAUUAUUCAUUACAGUCAUAUCCUGCUUUUGAAGCGAAUAUUGAUUUUGAAAUACGUUUUAUGACUGAUACACAAAUGACUGGAUGUAGCUGGGUUGAAGCACCAGCACAGAAAUAUCACUUGAGAGAUUCUACAAAGAAAUCGGAUGAUGUGAAAAAAUCCAUAGAUCAAAAAUUAAAUUCUGUUAAUUCUUCAACGACCUAUACUACAAAUGGUUAUAGUAGUGUUGCAAAAAAUGGUGUUGAUGAUCACUCGACAUUGUUAACUAGUCAAACAAGAUGUCAAAUUGAGUUUGAUAUAGCAUGGGAUGCUUUGAUUGUUCAUUCACCUGAAGGUCAAUGGAGUAAUAUCGCACCAUUACGUGUACUGAGUUUUGAUAUUGAAUGUGCCAGUCGUAAAGGUGUAUUCCCUGUACCCGAUAAAGAUCCAGUUAUACAGAUUGCUAAUAUGGUUACUAACUAUGGGGAAACAACACCGUUUAUACGUAAUGUAUUCACAUUGAAUACAUGUGCACCAAUUGUUGGUUCACAAGUUAUUUGCCAUCAAACGGAAGAAGAACUGUUAGCUAAUUGGUCAGUGUUUGUGCGUGAAGUUGAUCCAGAUAUAAUCACUGGUUAUAAUAUACAAAAUUUCGAUCUACCUUAUCUUAUUAAUCGUGCUAACACCUUAAAAGUUGAUGGUUUUGAAUUUCUUGGUCGUAUACGUGGCGCACGUUCUACAAUACGGGAAGCUAUGACUCAGUCAAAACAAAUGGGUCGUAGAGAGAAUAAAUUUGUAAAUAUUGAUGGACGUGUACAGUUUGAUUUAUUACAGAUAUUAUUUCGUGAUUAUAAACUUCGAAGUUAUACAUUGAAUGCAGUGAGUUAUCAUUUUCUUGAAGAGCAAAAAGAAGAUGUACAUCAUAAUGUCAUUACUGACUUACAAAAUGGUGAUGCUCAAACACGAAGACGUUUAGCUGUUUAUUGUUUAAAAGAUGCUUAUUUACCAUUACGUUUAUUAGAUAAAUUAAUGUGUAUUGUAAAUAAUAUUGAAAUGGCUCGGGUUACUGGUGUACCAUUAACAUACCUACUUACACGGGGUCAACAAGUCAAGGUUGUGUCUCAGUUAUUGCGUAAAGCCCAUGAACAUGGUUAUUUAUUGCCAACAUAUCAGUCGCAACAGGGUGAUGAAUUCGUCGGUGCAACAGUACUGGAACCACGCAAAGGUUUUUAUAAUGAACCGAUAGCUACAUUAGAUUUUGCUAGCCUAUAUCCAAGUAUAAUGAUGGCUCAUAAUCUAUGUUAUACAACUUUGUUACAAGUGAAUACAACACCACAUGGUUCAACGGGCGGUGGUAUUCAAGCACUUGUUCAACGUUAUAAUUUAACUGAUGAAGAUUAUAUUAAAACACCGACUGGAGCGUAUUUUGUUAAAUCACAUAUCUGUCAUGGUAUUUUACCGGAAAUUUUACAACAGCUUUUAAGUGCCAGAAAAAAAGCUAAAGCUGAACUUGCUAAAGAAACUGAUCCAUUACGUAAACGUGUUUUAGAUGGACGUCAAUUAGCAUUAAAAAUUAGCGCUAAUUCUGUUUAUGGAUUUACUGGUGCACAAGUUGGUAAAUUGCCUUGUUUAGAAAUAUCCGCUUCUGUUACAUCAUUUGGACGUUUAAUGAUUGAACAAACAAAAUUACAUGUUGAAAGUAAAUUCAAUAUUGCUAAUGGUUAUAAACAUGAUGCUGUGGUUAUUUACGGUGAUACAGAUUCAGUGAUGUGUAAAUUUGGUGUAUCCACAGUAACGGAAGCUAUGGAAUUAGGUCGUAAAGCUGCUGAAAUUAUAUCUGAAGAAUUUCCUAAACCAAUUCGAUUAGAAUUUGAAAAGGUGUAUUGUCCAUAUUUAUUAAUCAAUAAAAAACGUUAUGCUGGUUUGUAUUUUACAAAACCAGAUCGACACGAUAAAAUGGAUUGUAAAGGUAUUGAAACUGUACGUCGUGAUAAUAGUCCAUUGGUGGCUAAUUUAAUCAAUGCAUGUUUAGAGCGUAUAUUGAUUGAUCGUGAUCCAAACGCAGCGAUUAGUUAUGCUCAAUCAGUGAUCUCAGAUUUAUUAUGCAAUCGUAUUGACAUUUCACAAUUAGUUAUUAGUAAAGAAUUAACAAAAACCGAUGAAGAAUACUCCGGUAAACAAGCUCAUGUAGAAUUAGCUGCAAAAAUGCGUAAACGUGAUCCAGGCUCAGCGCCAAAUUUAGGCGAUCGUGUACCUUAUGUAAUUACUGCUGUAGGUGGGAAAAAUACAGCAGCUUAUGCAAAAGCUGAAGAUCCUCUUUAUGUAUUAGAGCAUAAUAUACCGAUUGAUACAAAGUAUUAUUUGGAAAAUCAAUUAGCUAACCCUUUACUACGUAUAUUUGAACCAAUUUUAGGUGAAGUGAAAGCAAAAUCUGUACUGUUAAAUGGCGAACAUACACGUGUAAAAGCUGUGGUACACUCUACUGUUGGACAAUUAUCAGCUUUUACAAAAGUACGUGCAUCAUGUAUUGGAUGUAGAACAUUAUUACCUGCUGAUAAAACAGACGCAGCUUUAUGUAAAUAUUGUGAAUCACGUGCAUCAGAAAUUUAUCAAAAAGAAAUUGUACAGUUAAAUUUAUUAGAGAAAAAAUUCACUUCUUUAUGGACAGAAUGUCAACGUUGUCAACAAAGUAUACAUGAAGAAGUUAUAUGUACCAGUCGAGAUUGUCCAAUUUUUUAUAUGCGAAUGAAAUCACGUAAAGAUGUUGAUGAAGCAUAUAAAACAAUUCAACGUUUUGGUAAUCCUAAUUGGUAAAUCAAUAAGAAAAUAAAGGAGUCACAUUCAUUGAAUUAGUCUAAUCCAUUGUAAAAAGAACAAACAACAAGAAUAUCCUUUAAGAUCAUUUUAUCCGUAACAUCAUUCUCUCUCAG